Molecule: messenger RNA, 184 nt
Organism: Scutellospora calospora
Lineage: Eukaryota; Fungi; Glomeromycota; Glomeromycetes; Diversisporales; Gigasporaceae
Source: the annotation of a GenBank genome assembly
UAUUAGAUAUAACAACUCACCUGGUGAUAUUCGUGAAAUAAUUGGAGGAAUUGCAGUAUUAUCAUUAUAUACUGACUGUUUUGAGAAAAACCCACUUUAUUUAUCUAAAGAAAAACUAGAUAAUACUGAACCUCUUGAUCAACUCAUAGAAAGAAUACAACAAAUCCCAAACGCUUAUACCUAA